UUCGCUCUCGCGCGCCGCCGCCGCCGCCGCCGCCGUCGCCGAGAUGGGAGCAGCCGCCUCGACGAACAAGCAGCCGUCUCCUCCGGCCAAUGAGAAUAUGGAAGAAGAAGCCGAAGCCGGCGGAGAUCGUUGCUGCUGGUCGUGGUUGCCGGAGGACGUCCUGCUGACCGUGAUGGGGUUCAUGGAGGUCCCCGACGUCGUCCGCUCUGGAGCCGCGUGCUCCGCGUGGCGCGCUGCCGCCGCGGCCUUCCGCCGCCUCCGCCUCUCGACGCCGCGGCAGCCGCCGUGCCUGCUCUACGCCUGCGACGCCUACGGCCCCGACGCCGCCGCGCUCUACUCCCCCUCGACGGCCGCCACCUUCUGCGUGCCCUUCCGCAUCCCGCGCGCCGUCGCGGGCGCGGCGCACGGGUGGCUGUUCGCCACCGACGACGAGGCCAACCCGUACCUCGUCAACCCCGUCACCGGCGCCCGGGCCACGCUGCCGCCGAUCACGACCCUCGACCGCGUGAGGAGCCGCGAGACCCUCGUCGUCGGCGGCGGCGGCGGCGUCGUGUACGGCGUCGAUGUCUCCCCGACCGUCGGGGAGAAUAUACGGCACAUCACCGCGGAGCGAGCGCGCGACUGGAUGUUCCGCCGUGUCGCCGUCUCCGGCAGCCCUUCCGCCGCCGCCGGGUGCGUCGUCCUGCUCGUGCACAUGCCGUUCUCGGAGCUCUCCUUCGCCAGGCCGGGCGACGCGCGCUGGACCUCGCUCUCCGGCGUCGCGGAGCUCUCGUUCGCCAGGGCACCCAACAUGGCCAUGGUGGGCGACUGGGGCUCGAUCCUCGCCAUGGGGGAGCUCCAUCACCGCCAGUACUGGACCAGCAUCGUCCACAACCACAAGAACGGGCUCUUCUACCUGCUGCGCCACUGCGGCUCCAUCUUCUCCCUAGACCUCACCGGCGGCGGCGCGGCGUCGUCGUCGUCUCCGUCUCCGGUAGCGCGAACCGUCCUGAGCUCGCCGUCGCCGCAUCAGUACUCCUCUGGUCCCAAACCCACACAGUACCUCGCCGUCACGCCGCGCGGCGAGCUCCUGCGCGUGACGCGGCGGUGGCACCAGACGGCGAUCGUCGCUCCGCCGGACGCCUCCAACGGCAGGUGGCACGUGGAGCACGCCGUCGCCACGACGGGCGUCGAGGUCGAGGAGAUCCGCACGCCGCCGCCGCCGCCGCUCGCCACGGCGGCGUCGACGGCGACGGCGAUCAGCGUGGCGGGGCUCGGCGGCUGCGGCGACGUGGCGCUCUUCCUCGGGAAGAGCUCCGCGGCGUGCAUCCCGACCGAGGGCUUCCCCAUGCUAAGGCCGAACUGCGCGUACCUGACCGACGACGCCGGCGGCGACGUGGUCCGGUCGCCGGCGGCGAGGCGGGACUUCGGCGUCUGGGACUUCGGGAGCGGGAGGCUGCAGAGGCUUGGUGACGUGUGGCCGCUUCAUCACCCGUGGCUGUAUUCUCCUUCUCCGAUUUGGAUUACGCCUUCUCUUUAUUAGGACUGAUAAUUCUAUAUUGUUCUCGCUUGUUAAUGGCAUUGUCCAAUGCUUAACUGAUACUAAUCCUAAAUAUUUAUCAUUGUAUUAUGGGUCAGUUGAGAAUGCAAAUUACUGAAUAUGUAGAUGCUUUUGAAGU
This is a messenger RNA of Oryza sativa Japonica Group (Japanese rice), 1658 nucleotides long. RefSeq lists its product as uncharacterized. NCBI's taxonomy places the organism in Eukaryota, Viridiplantae, Streptophyta, Magnoliopsida, Poales, Poaceae. Gene Ontology annotation, molecular function: protein binding. The record is from RefSeq and is a predicted model, not a curated record.